CCAUUACUUCAGGUGGAUCUGCAGUGUAUAAGCCGCCUUUUGUAGAUUAGUCUAUUGUAUUGAGAGACUAAUCAGACAUAGACAAUGCUUUAAAUUGGUUGAGUUGAUCAUUGAGGGUCCACCUUUCCAGCAAUGGAAAAUUAUCCCGUUCCUGGACUAUCUAUAGUCCAGGAACGGGAUAAAUGGAAAACAUCUACAUUGUUUUCGUUUCAUGAUUACGCGCCAAAUUUUACAUUUAGAGGCGAUCCAAUCAGCUUGGAAAUGACAAGUUUACCAGUCGGCUGGGAGGAAAAAAUUAGUAAUUCCACUGGAAAAAAAUACUACUUCAACACCAGCACUAAAGAGUCCCAGUGGGAACCACCAAUGGCAGGAGAAAAAGUUCGCUGUUCCCAUAUUCUUGUGAAACAUAAAGAUUCACGCAGACCAUCCUCAUGGCGGGAAGAAACAAUAACUAUAACAAAAGAAGAGGCCCUUGAAAAACUUACAGGACUGUUUGAAAGGAUUAAGUCUGGGGAGUCUCAGUUUGACGAAAUUGCACAAGUUGAGAGUGACUGUAGCUCAGCAAAGCGAGGUGGAGAUCUAGGAUUUUUCGGUAGAGGGCAGAUGCAAAAGCCGUUUGAGGAUGCAGGAUUCUCUUUAGGAGUUGGAGAGAUGAAAUGUCCUGUUUCGACAGAUUCAGGAGUGCACAUUGUCAAGAGAUUAGAAUAAAUGGUACUCAUCAAUCAUACAAAUAUUUACUAACUUCAAGGAAAUCAUGGACCUAGCCUUAUUUAAGAUUUAUUUUACAAUGGAACCACAGAGCAUUCUCUACAUCACUAAACUUGUACUUAAGAGUUUGUCCAAGAAAGAAGAUACACUAUAUUGGGGCAGUUAUCAUAACCAUAUGAACUAUACGCUUAGAAGGACAUUCUCAACAGAGUGUGAAGUUAACAUACCAUAUUCUAUCUAAUGAGCACAGUGAAGUUUCCAAAUUGAAAUUUUUAAAAGGAUAAGAUACUGAGAGAUUCUAUUAAGUGCACAUACAAUAUAUUUAGAUAACAGCAACACCAACUAGUCGAAGUAUCAUAAGACACUAUGCCAUGCUCAUGUGUAUUCACAUAUCAAAUAUGAACAAAAUCACUCUAUUACUUUUUGAGUUAUCGUAAAAAGUAAAAUAACACACAUUUGCCUUCUAGCCAAACUGUCAUGAUAAAACAGUGUGCCAUGCUUAUGAGUAUACAUGUAUCAAAUUGUUGUGUAAAUAAUCGAAACUAAUGCAUUAAACCUUUGUGCUUUCUUGAGACCAUAUUCCACAUAAAAGUCGCAUGUGCAUUCAUUGGAAUAGUCAUGUGUGCUCAUUAGAAAGAAUACAAUAACAAUUUUGCCAAAUCUAUUCAUGUUUGUGCAAGGCAUAUUGAAAUUUUCAACAGGGAGCUUAAUAAAUGCAGGUCAUCCCUGAUACUAGUAUCUUGUACAAAGGAUAUAAAACAAACAAGAGACCUAUUUGAACAAGAAGUCAUUGUUGUGUUUAAUAAUCCAUUUUACUUUGAAAUCAUAGACUUUAGAGUACAUUAAAAUAUUCUGGACAUAGCAAUUUUCUCUGACCGGUCAUUUGUUUAGUAACAAGGUAGAUAUCAUUAGUUUUGCAAUUUAGUUUUGUAUUGUUCUAUUCAUAAAUGUAAAUUGGUUCUAUUUCAUUGAGUGUCUCUAUUAAAAAAAAUAGAUAUUUCUAAGAAUAUGUAAGCUAUAAUGCUAUUGUAUAGUAUAUAUUUUGUUGUAUUUUUACAGUAUCACACGCAUAUUUUCUAAUGCAAUACAAAU
Molecule: messenger RNA, 1800 nt
Organism: Owenia fusiformis
Lineage: Eukaryota; Metazoa; Annelida; Polychaeta; Sabellida; Oweniidae
Source: the annotation of a GenBank genome assembly